Messenger RNA from Schistocerca americana (American grasshopper), 2174 nucleotides. RefSeq names its product solute carrier family 2, facilitated glucose transporter member 8-like. The record is from RefSeq and is a predicted model, not a curated record. Gene Ontology annotation, cellular component: membrane. Gene Ontology annotation, biological process: transmembrane transport; carbohydrate transport. The transcript is spliced from 6 exons. Gene Ontology annotation, molecular function: sugar transmembrane transporter activity. Lineage: Eukaryota; Metazoa; Arthropoda; Insecta; Orthoptera; Acrididae. The coding region runs from base 1 to 1716 and encodes 571 amino acids.
AUGGGGCGGACGACUGGAGCGUAUCAGCAACAGCAGGCGGUCCUGCUGAUGACCACUACACGGCGCGUGUGGGGCCAGAUAACAGCGGGCCGGCUGCCGUCGUCCUGGAUUAGUGUCAGACGGCGGCGGCAGCUGAUCCGUGCUGCUCUGCGCCUGGCGAUAAGCCGCAGGCGGUCUCCCAAGUCGCGAGGUCUGGAGGCGGCGGCAGCGAAUACAACCAGCCGCGUCUGCAUCUACAGCAGGCAGUACAUCAUGACCAUUUCUGUCGAGCUGGAGAUGAAGCCGCCUCCUGAACAUGCAGCUGAAGGAAGCCGAAGAGCCAGCAGACUGAAGCAGCACCUGGCCGCCAUUGCUAUGAGCAUCGGGGCGCUGGGCACGGGCACGACACUCGGCUGGACCAGCGUGGCUAUCCCGGAGCUGCAGUGCGGCUACGCGUCUGCGGCCGGAGCGCAGUGCUACCAGUCGUGGCAGCUGUCCUGGGUCUCGGGCUGCAUGUCGCUGGGGGCGCUGGCGUUCUCGCUGCCCGUGGGGCGGCUGGCCGAUGUGCUGGGACGCAAGUGGGCCGGGCUCUGCCUGGGCCCCCUCUUCCUGGCCGGCUGGGCCUUCCUCAUCUGGGGAGACUCGCUGGCGUUGCUGUGCGUGGGCCGCCUGCUGACCGGAGCUGCGGGCGGAGCCUUCAACGUGCUGGCGCCGGUGUACAUCGCCGAGGUGGCCCAGAAGGAAGUCCGGGGAGCACUGUGCGGCUACUUCCAGCUGCUGCUCACCGUCGGCACCCUCUACGUCUACGUGCUGGGUGCGGUGACCGGCCUGUUCUGGACCUCCGUGGGCUGCGCCGUGGUGCCCGCGGUCUUCCUGGUGGCACUCUCGCUGGUGCCCGAGACUCCCCCCUACCUGCUGCAGGGUGGCCGGGAGGACGAGGCCCGGGCGGCCCUCCGCUGGCUGAGGGGACCGUGCUGGGACGUGGAGGCGGAGCUGGCCGAGGCGAGGGCGGCUCUGGAGGAGGACUCCGGGAACGGGAGGUCCGGGUCCCUCCGGGAGGGGCUGAGCACCCCUGCUGCCGGUCGGGGAAUCGUCGCGGGGCUGGGGCUCGUCACGUGCUUCCAGCUCUGUGGCAUCAAUGCUGUGCUUUUCUACGCGUCCGAUAUCUUCCUGAGAGCGUCGUGCGGAGCCCUGGAGGCGGAUACGUCUGCCGUGGUGGUGGGCGCCAUGCAGGUGGUGGCGACGCUGGUUGCGUCACUGGUGGUGGACCGCGCGGGCCGCAGGCCGCUGCUCGUGGCGUCCGCCGCAGUGGUGGGGCUGUGCGCUCUGCUCCUGGGAGCCUACUUCCAGCUGGACUCCAGUGGCGAGGCCGAGGGCCUGGACUGGCUGCCCCUCGCCAGCCUCUGCCUGUUCGUGGUGGCCUUCUCGCUGGGGCUCGGGCCCGUCACCUGGGUGCUGCUCGGAGAGCUGUACGCCCCCGAGGUGCGCGCCUUUGCGGGCUCCCUCUGCUGCCUCGUCAGCUGGACCUUCUCCUUCCUGGUCACCACCUUCUUCAGCGAGCUCAGCUCCGCCGUCGGCGUCCAGGGAACCUUCUGGAUCUUCGGCUCCGUGGCAGUCGCCGGCGCCCUGUUCGUGUUCUUCGUGGUUCCCGAGACGAAGGACCGGUCGCUGGAGGAGGUGCAGAGGCAGCUGUCUGGCGGGGCCCGAGUGUGGAGUUUGUCCUGCACCUGCAGAUGAACCUCCUCACCUCAACAAAUCUGGAUGUUACAGUGAUCACCAUUCCUCUGGAUGAACCCACAUUCGUACACGAAUCAGCGAAUGGUAGUAACACGGUCUCACUUUUUCUAAUAUCAGACAUUCACUUGAUCACUUGGAACAAUCUACUGGACCACAACAGGAACCCAGGCCCUCAUCUGCCACCAGUAAUGCUCUUCCAACUGAGCCACUACCUUUUUUCCUUAAAAUGAUACAAGUUUCCAGCUCAUGGACUUUAUCACAUUCAUUAGCUGAUUUAAAUAGUGCUCCAGAUCACGAUUCAUGACUUUUCUCAAGUACAGCAGUUACCAUAUACGUACCAUACACUUACAUACCAUCCUGUAUGUCUUAUUGGACCCGCUACAGUUGCAGGUUCGAAUCCUGCCUCGGGCAUGGAUGUGUGUGAUGUCCUUAGGUUAGUUACGUUUAAGUAAUUCUAU